Molecule: messenger RNA, 2294 nt
Organism: Coccinella septempunctata (seven-spotted ladybird)
Lineage: Eukaryota; Metazoa; Arthropoda; Insecta; Coleoptera; Coccinellidae
Product: protein scabrous
Exons: 5
Coding region: 445-2160 (571 amino acids)
Source: RefSeq, a predicted model, not a curated record
AUAAUGUUACCCUAGAUAAAAUAACUGUAAUACUUUCUUCUAGUAGAAAUUUCUGCAAUAAUUAAUGCCCACGAACCGUCUUGAAUGAGCCCUUGAAAAUUUACCUAAGAUGCAGAUUUUGAUAUAAUUAAAGUAAUAUGAAUCAUUUCUUGAAGGGUUCCAAUUAAAACAGACUCUCUAGAAAAGAAAGCUGCAGAGUGCAGAUCUCUUUUACACAUAUGUUCCAUUGAGCAUACAGGCAACACACGUGCCAGCUGCUCGCUGACGUCUGUCUCGUGACCUGCACCUUUCAUCCGAACCAGAUUUCAACUAUGCAUCCAUGUUGUCUAUGUUUCAAACAAUACCUGAUGUCAAAGAAAAGAUGUCGAUUCAGUUCAACCUGGCACCCCAGACGUUUCCCAACUUCAGGCUUCGACAACAGAAGAGAAAAACGAACGCUUAACAAUGAAAUGGCUAUCAAAUGCUAUAUCCGAACUGAGGACAGAGAUUGGGGAAGUACAAGCCGCUGUCAACUCUACUGUAAUCCUUCAAAACCACGAGCAACUGGAUACCGAAUUGAGUUUGUUGAGGAGCGACGUCAGCAAUCUUAACAGUCAAUUAGAAUUGGCCAAGAACAAGAACGAGAACUACGAGGCGAAGCUGCAGAUGCUCCAAGUGGAGAUAGGAAGUCUGAGAGAAUUCAAUAGGGCAACAGCCACGAGCUGCGGCAAACUGAAGCAUCAGAUGAAAGCUAUGCAGCUAGAAUCUGCCCGAAACCUAAAAACGCUUCAGGACAUCCGCAGCAACGAACAAUAUUCACAAAUAUCCGAGGAUCGACCGUAUCGACAUCAAAGAAUUCUGAAGAAACACAUCAUACAACUGGAAAAGUCAUCGAAAGAACUAUUCAAAGAGAACCAUCAUAUAAAAAGCAAGUUAUCGAGUCUCGAACAGAAUAUUCUCAUCUUACAAGAGCAUUCUGAGAAGUCGCUCAACAGAUUUGACUCGAUAAAUGGAAACGAAAUUGAAAACUACAUCGAAAAUAAUAGGAUGCAUCAGAGCAAAGACAAAUCAGAUGAACGGUUGGCCAAUCUGACAAGUCAGAUGAACGAACAUUCGGAGAGUAUAGCCAACUUAACCAGACAUAUGACGGAUUUCGACAAAUUGCAUUUAUCGUUGCUUGAACUGUUGGAAAACGUGGAAAGUAUCGAAUUCAAAGUGGACAAUAACUUUCCAGAUAUGCGUAAGGAGAUCUCGAAGGUGGAAGUUCAAGUGAAUGAAGUGAAAGCUGAGUUGAGUGAACUCAAGGAGGAAAUGUCAAAUUCGAGGAGCUCCAUGAAAGCGAUUGGGCUCAGUGUAUCAAAUCUACAAGAUAGGAAUGCGGAGGAUCAUCGGUCCUUGAAGGAAGUUGACUUCAGAGUUCAGAAUUUAAUCAGAUCCAACAAUCUGCAGAAUUCUAAACUCCACGACCACAUUUUGAAGGCUGAAUCUGCCAGCAUCGAUUUGAAUGCAACCAAGUCGACCAUACAUCUUGUUGAAGAACUCAAGUCAUUCGAGCAAGAAUACAAGGACAUUGUCAACAAGUUACCUUCUGACUGUAGCUCCGUGUCUGGUCCUAAUGGUAUAUACCUCAUUUCACCAAGCGAUGGUGAACCCAUUUUGGCCUACUGUGAGGAUGGCUGGACAAUCAUUCAAAGGCGUUACGAUGGUUCGGUGGAUUUCAAUAAGAACUGGAACGACUAUUCUAAUGGUUUUGGAUCAGCGACAAGCGAACAUUGGAUUGGAAACAGAAACAUCCAUCACUUAACGAGGGCAAAUUGCUCCAGACUUCAGAUAAAUAUGAAAGACAUCUACGGAAAAUACUGGCAAGCCAACUAUGACGAUUUCAAAGUUUUGGAUUAUUCCAAUGGUUUCAAAUUGAUCGUGAACAAAUAUCAUGGCAACGCUAGUGACGCUUUGGAUUACCAGAAUAACAUGGAAUUUUCGACAGUGGAUAAUGAUAGGGAUAUCUCCAACACUCAUUGCGCUAGUAAUUAUGAAGGAGGGUGGUGGUUCUCACAUUGUCAGCACGCUAAUCUCAAUGGAAGAUAUAAUUUGGGUCUAACAUGGUUUGACAGUUCUAGGAACGAGUGGAUCGCCAUAUCCAAUAGUGAAAUGAGGGUGAGAAAAAGGGCAGUAUGCUGAGUCUCAGAGAAAAUGUAAGCCGUCUAGAGAAAUAUCUUGGCAGAUACAGCCAUGCUAUCGUAGAUGAUGACACCACCCACAAGUUUGAAAAAAAAAAUAAAUACAUAUAUAUACAUAAUAUAUAUAUGGGCAUA